GACACAUUAAAUACCCAUGGCUCCGGUUAACGAAAUGUGGAUGAAGAAAUUGUAAAAUAUAUGUAAAAAAAUAAUUUAAAAAAAUAAAAAAAAUUGUAUAAAAAAUAAUUUUAAAUCAAAGUUAAAAAUAUAUAUAUUGAAAAAUAAAAAUGGCAGAACGGAAGAAAUCGCAGGCGGCCGGUGACGCACCAGAUAAAAAAGAUGGAAAGUCUAAAACAAAAGUCGAAACGCCUCCCGAGCCGGAGGAAAUACCAAAGACGGUUUCGCAAAUAGCACAAGAGGAAGCGGAAUAUAGGUCUAUGCUCCGUAAGCAAAGGUUUAAGCGUCGGUGGCCCGAGGUCACCAAGGUGAAGAUACACACCAGGCCAUGGUUUCCCCCACCACCGCCCGAGAGGAUGCCAAGGAUAAUGAUAGAUCUGCCGGAACUGGUGACACGCAAGUGGGUUCCGCCGUACCUCAAGAAGAAACACCGAAAACGGAAGUUGCCAAGGAUUCCACCUGAAGAAAUAACUCAGCCGCUUUAUGAAUAUGCUAAGCUGAAAAAGAUCUGGCACAACUUUGGCCAAGUAGACAGGAAUAAGAUGAUGCUGCAAGGCAGCAUCGGCUGCAAUUCUAAGAAAUAUUCAUCCACUACUUGCGGUGCCCAAACCGCCUGCAUAGCGGUUGUAUGUAGGGCUCUUCUGGAAGAAAAAACGUCCGCUGAUCUUGUUAAGCGAGAUGUAGAUGACUUAAUUGAAUGCGGUGAUAGCUAUUACAGACAAUGCAUGCUGGCUCUUAAAUGUUACAAAGGAAAACCCCAGUUGCAGCUGAAUCAGCUUCUGACAUCUUUUUUCUUCGAUGACAAUAAAUAUACGGUCAAAAUGGUGGAAACUGAUCGGGGCCUGUUGGCCAAACAUCCCGACAAUAUACAGUCUGAACCCGAUUUAAUGGCUCUGAUGGAAAAGCGGGUAGGUACAUCCUACAUGAUGAUCUUGACCGCUGGUGAUCGCCACUUCCUCAUCUGGGGCUACCCUCCAGACCCUGAGUCUGGCAGCCAGGUGAAGACGAUAUGCUACAUCUUUGACCCUCACAUGCUGAACGAAGUGGGUCAACCCCAUAAGCUGUUUGGUGCUGGAGCGUUCUUGAGAUACGCGGGAGUGACGUCUUUUGUUCUCGAUUUUCUCGCCAAUUACGGAGAUUUGGAUGCGGCGAAACAAGGCACUCCGAAACCAGGUCUUGCUCUGACUAGUAUUGAGGUAGUCCAAAAGGAACCUUUGAUCCGUGAGCCAAAUUACGAGUUGGAUCUGAAGGCGCUCAAAACUCACUGUGACAGUGAGUGGCAGAGUCUACAUACGAACGCACUCAUUGAGAAGAAGAUGAAAGAGGGGAAAUAUCCUCAAUGUUCACUGAGUGCCGUCAGUUUAGCUACGUCGAGGGCUACAUCUAGGAAGAAAGUUAGAGAUUUUUAUCAGAAGAUGCCGAAAGAGCCACCCCCUCAGUUGCCUCUCGCCCCGGAGCGUGGUCCCCCCGCACUCACACAGGAUCAGAUCAUGCAAAUGAGAGGAGAGAACUUCUUUCUGUACUGUCCCAGAUCGGACGGCCAUUCAUACGGAAGGGAUGACAUGCUGCCUCGGCCCAAGUCGGAGAUCGUGCUGCACAGCGCCGUGGAGGUCGCGGACCAGAACUUCCACUCACAGUACCAGCAGUUGGACGUGGGCAAGUGGCUGCUGAGAGGAACACGACACAUGGCCAGCUAUCGGUAUCAGACGUUCAAGACGUACACCGGUAUAGCGUGUUGCGUGUCGGCGCUGGCGAUGCUGCGCCGUCUGCGGGCGAGGGCCUGGAACGAGGAUGUAGUGGACGAGACACUGGAUCUAGGAUAUAACCUGUACAGGGAAUCCCUAGUGGAGAGAGGAGGUCCUAUCAGACGACUGGUUCUUGGAGAACUGAAGGAGAAUUUUAGGAUAAGGGAUAAAGAAUACAAGCGUAAGGAACGUGGUAUCGCAGUCUGGGGUAAACUACUUUCCAAUAACCCGAAGGUGUUUGAUCUCUGUCGAGGUCUAGACAGCUUCUUCAAGGAGUCGGAUGCAGGGGUGCUACAGAUUCCAGGUGAACUGGAAACAGCGAUAUGGAAUGAGGGGGGGAAAUAUUACGUGUACCAUCCCUGGCCCUGUGACAGAUAUGGAUAUAAGGUAGGGCUCCGUGAAGGUGGGAAAGCGACCGUCCUCUACUUCGAUCGCGUGUCCCGUCUGUGUGAACAUUUCCUCGAGAGCGUGGCUGAUCUCAAACGGAAGCCGUUCAGCAUAGCCGACGUGUACAUCACCGAGACGGGGGACAUGCCGGAACCCAUCAAUAAAUUAAAACCGGUGGCUCCAAACCGGUGGGUUAUCCGAGGUCGUUUCCACGAGGCGGACGAACGGUUCCCGGAGCAUCACCGGGGCAAGCAGGCGACACCAGCUUCGAUCGCUGCUAUAGCCAUGGCCCAUAUAGUGGAGCCGAGUGCUUGGACAGCUGACGAUAUUGAUGAGUCGUUGGUGAGAGGAGACAUUCUGUACGAGAGCACUAUGGAACACCUGGAGCGUAUGGGCAUCAAUCUGGAGACGCCGCAGGCCGAAGAGCAAGGUGAAGAAGAGGAAAAGGUGGCCAGUGGAACCCUCGCGGCCGCUGAUGUGAUGAAUAAAUUCAGGAUAACUGAUUACGAUUGUAUUGAAACCGAUGUUAUGGACAGUCCAUUGAGUGGUGAGCUGAAUGCCGUUCCCGGCUCCGGGAUUCUGUCCCUCAAGGAUUCCAUCAACCAUAUGUUCAAAGAAUACUCGCACGGAGUGUUGACAGCUCGCGGUGGCUCCGUCGGAAUCUGGAGACACGAUGAUAGCUACUACUUCUUCGAUCCUCAUGGCUGUGAUGAGAAUGGCUAUCCUUCGGACGAGCCGCGCGCUGCUGCUUGCCUAGUGAGGAUCAAGGGUACUGCUAAGGAUCUAGCGGACGUGAUCCUCGGCAACCUACCACCUGGGAACGACGACAGCUUCAAUCUUUCGCCAGUGAUGGUGGCGGCCAGUAAGCUGAAUACUGACCUAGGGGCUCCUGAGACUAAGCUGGAGAGCAAAGCCUUUGAAUGGAUCUCCAAAGGCACGGCCGCCAUAAUGAUGGGACCCAGGGGAGAGAACACCGCAAUUGGGAAAGCGGCGGAGAAAGCCGGCAUUGGGGAGGAGGAUAUGGCUGGUAUUACCAUAUCGCUUCCGGCUGCGGCCGCCUUCGCUGCCGCCAGUGAGUCGGUACCACCACCUCACAUGCACCAGGACCACAUGUAUAACUUCCUGGACGCCGGAGUGGAGUAUUAUCUAAACCAUGUGAAAAAGACCGGUCGGAAGACUAUUGAGCCAGAAGACCUGACGGAGAAGUUUGAGAUGGGGGCGAACACCUUCUCCAUAGAACUAGAAGAACCUGUACGAUUACCGCUGAGAUUGCCUGAUGAAGCGGCUGGGGAGGGUGGCGAAGAAGAAGGUGGAGAUAAGGAAGACACUGGAGAAGAAUUGGAGGAAGAAGAAAAAGAGGAACCUAUGAAACAGAUAAAAGAUGCGCUGUUUAAGUCAUGGAACGAUCACACCAAGCCCUCGUCAGUGUAUCUACUGGUGGGGGACUAUCACAGGAUGGGGGUGUGGAUGUCGGCAGGAGGGCAGGUGGUGGCCUUCGACCCCGCGCCCACGAUGGCCAAAGGAAUGUUGACCAGCCAGAGAAUUAAGAAAGGUGACGAGAUUCGCCUUCAGCGUAUAAAGGACGAGAUGGCUGGCGAAGGAGGCGGCGCUGGUGAAGAAGAAGAUGAAGAAGCUGGAGGAGAGGGUGAAGAACAGCCAGAACCGGAGCCGGAUUUCGUCCCCCCGGAGUCGUGUCCCGCGCUGAUGGUGUGCUCCAGCCCGGGAGAGUUUAUCGACAGGCUCACUCUCCAAGGUGGUCUAGACAAGAAGCAGUGUCUAGCUCCAUACAAGCUGUACCCGGUGAAGGUGAUCAACGAACUGACAUCAGUCCUUAAAGAGAGGAAACCCGGAGCUGCUAAGGGAACUGAUGAAGAUGCUGAAGAUGAGGAAGAAGGGGAUGUUCUCAUUGAGCCGCUGGACGACUCAGCCAUCGGCACGUACUUCAACAGGAUCGGACGAACAGUGGCGUCGGUCCGGGGACGGGUCGCCCAAAACGAGAACUACUUCCUGGACGAGCCCAACAGAGACAACCAGGACGCAGCGAACGCGGUGAUGGGCAUCGUGGUGGAGCACAUAGAGCCUUAUAUCCACUGGAAGCCACAGUUGUUGGACGCCAUCCUGAAGUACGGUGACAGAUACUACACCUUGUCUCUACCCGGAGCCAGCAAUCCACCAAAACUGAAAGCCAGCGAGUUGCAGAGUCAGUUUCACGUCACCAGCUUUAACGUAAAAGUGGAAGUGGAACAGGAUGUGGUGUGCGGAGACAUCCGGGCGGCUGGUGGUGGAGGAGCUCUCAGUCUGAACAGAGGACUACAGAAGUUCUUUGAAACUUACAAGUACGGCGUGCUGUGCGCCAAAGAAUACUGCGUGGGCAUCUGGAAGGGGGCCGAUGAUAAGUCUAUAUGUCUGUGGGAACCUCACGCUGUGGGUCCCGGAGGCCUCGCGUCUCCCGGAGGGGCCGCGGCUUUGGUGGUCAUGUCGACAACAGACCAAGUGGCUAAUGCGUUUAAAUCCACGAUGGAGAAAUUAGCAAGACCAGGCUCCAAUAAAUUCUGUAUAUCAGCGGUGAAGGUGUUCUGGGAGCUAUCCAAGACUCCUGGCUCCGUGUCACCGCAGGGUGCUGUUCCUGACGAGGGUUACGAGUGGAAGGUGUUGACGGCUUACGUUGAAACAGCCAGAGGAAGAACAAUACUACGAGGGUCGAGACCUCCAGAUUUACUCCGGUUCACUCGUGACGCGCUGCUCCAGUCAGCGUGCGGCGCUGUCGCUGCUCUGUGUAUGUCUCACGUGCGUCGUCCUCAUCUCUGGACUCGGGGUACCGUGGACGAGCUGAUGGCCAUCGCCGGGUCUCUGUUCGCGAGUUCAGUCGCAGCGCUCGGGUAUGAGUUCCGUCCAGGGGAGGACGUGCUGUUGCCGCUGCAGGUGGUGAAGAGGUUCGUUCUUGGCGUCAACUACGUGCGCUAUGACUUGCAACAGAUAUAUUCUGGAAAAUUGGAACAAAAGGAACCGACUGUGAUGACCGUGAGAUGUGCUCUCGAGCGUUUCUUCGAGUCCCACACCCACGGUGUCCUUUGGUCAGUGCCACACGCGGUGGCUGUGUGGAGGGUCGCGGGCGCUCCGCCUUUCUACAUGAUGGAGCCCCAUGCUUGUGGCCCCACGGGUCUGCGUGUUGACGCUCAGGACGAUGGUGCUGCCUGCGUAUUAACUUUCACAUCAGCGAAGCUUAUGGCCUUUGCCUAUCUCCAGAACAUUCCGGUGACCGAACGCCCCAGGCACGACUUCCAACUGUAUGCGAUGUCUGUGACGGUGCAGCCUAUAAAGAAGCUGGGAGGUGUGGAGCCGCCGCUGGUGCGAGCGCCCCCAGGAAUAAAACUGGUACCCGCUACGAGCAAGGUGGGUAUAGACGGCAGCAAGAGAAGAGCCGCGGAGGGAGACCGGAAACACCCGCCGGGGAGCGCGACUUGUAUCGACGCCCAAAGGGCCUCGGAGAAGAGAGACAAGGAGGAGGGGAAACUUAAAGGUCAGCGUAACACGAGCGGGUGGUUGGUCCUCAACGACGGCACUCAGUUCCUCUCCGCCCAGCACUCGAUGUGCUGCCGCAAGUUCCCUUACGCCUCGCGAGGACACCAGGCACUGGCGUGUGCUGUGAUGUCUGUGGCCAUGUCUCGUGUGGAGGAUGUGUGCCGUUGGUGCUCGUCGACCUUAGACCAGAUCCUGGAGGCUGGAGAUCAGCUUUACCAGGACAGCUACCUGCACUUUAAACCACAUGGGCCUAUACUUAACAUCGAACAGGUACUUCGCAAGUUCUAUACGCCUGGUAACUGUGUGUGUCGGGUCGUGGUGUACCAGCCGAGGCAAAAGGGGGUGGUGGACACCGACCUGGUGACGCAGCUGACGGAGUUCUUCCGCGAGGAGAAGUGUGGAGUCCUGGUUGCGGGUAAGGGAGACUUCGCCGUAGGACUAUUCAGAACACCCAGAGGUUUCUACAUGUUCGACGCCAGUGACCGUGAUCGUUACGGCCGAGCGGUCGCUCCGCCCUGUCGGGGCAGAGCCCGGGCCUGCUUCUCCCAGUACCCUAAUGUUUUGAGUUUGGCGGAGAAACUGGGUUCAAAUAUACCACCGGUGAUGGUCACGACACAGGAUGACAAUGAGAAAACUGAGGGCGACACAGCGAAUGUUGAAAAUGAAGAGAAAGAGGUUAAGUUUGAAGAACCGGCAGGGUUCAUGAUCUUCGGCAUGGAGGUCACCAGCCUGCGAAGACUCAACCGACACGAAAAGUGAAGGAAAAUCAUUAUUAAUACUAACGCCAUCUGUUGUCGAAACUAUACACUGAGGUGGUGCCAUCUAGUCGCUAGAGUUGUGAAUUAUUAUCAAAAUAGUAACCUCCGUUAUUUUUGGUGCCAAAUUGUCGUGUCUUGUAAGCCACAUUUCGUUUAUUUGGAACAUUAAAAAAAAUUGAAUA
Molecule: messenger RNA, 6633 nt
Organism: Danaus plexippus (monarch butterfly)
Lineage: Eukaryota; Metazoa; Arthropoda; Insecta; Lepidoptera; Nymphalidae
Exons: 50
Coding region: 150-6452 (2100 amino acids)
Source: RefSeq, a predicted model, not a curated record